CUCAUUUUAGAAUGCAGACCUGGAUCCUGCCUAUUUCCAAGAGACCCGGAGGCUCCAAGUUCAGAGCUGCAUAAGCAGGAUAGCACACGCAUCCUCAUGCCGCACCAAGGACUGCCAGGCCCCAUCCUGCGUAAAGAUGAAACGCAUCAUUGCGCACACAAAGGUCUGCAAAAGAAAGACCAGGGGCGAUUGCCCAAUCUGCAAGCAGCUUAUUGCUUUGUGCUGCUACCAUGCAAAGAACUGCACAGAAGGGCCAGAUACGUGCUUGGUGCCAUUCUGCUUAAGCAUCAAACAAAAACUGAAAAAGCGGCUGCUACUGAUGCAACCCAUUACACCUGCUUACCGAAGCCAUGGCAGUGACCUGUUGUUCAAUACUAUCUCAAGCACAAAGUCAACGAUGUUGAUAUUUGACCAAUUAAUAAAUGAUAAGGCCUCAUUCGCAAAGAACCUAGAGAGAGAUAUAUACGAGGGUGCAGACUCGUCAACCAAUUACUACCGCUUGAUGGCCACAAAGAAGUGGGAGAUAGAGAUGGACAUUGAAGAGAAACUGCGCAUGGAGCAACGUGAAAUAGAAGAGAUUAUCAACUUACUUGGAAAUCAUUAAAAAGAGUAGGUAGGUGCAAAAAGAGUAUUAAACGACAAAAU
Messenger RNA from Cydia amplana, 645 nucleotides. Its product is annotated as histone acetyltransferase p300-like. The record is from RefSeq and is a predicted model, not a curated record. Lineage: Eukaryota; Metazoa; Arthropoda; Insecta; Lepidoptera; Tortricidae. The transcript has 2 exons. Gene Ontology annotation, molecular function: chromatin DNA binding; histone acetyltransferase activity; transcription coactivator activity. The coding region runs from base 137 to 604 and encodes 155 amino acids. Gene Ontology annotation, biological process: positive regulation of transcription by RNA polymerase II. Gene Ontology annotation, cellular component: histone acetyltransferase complex; transcription regulator complex.